Penicillium alfredii is the source of this 1665-nucleotide messenger RNA. RefSeq names its product putative transporter. Gene Ontology annotation, biological process: transmembrane transport. Gene Ontology annotation, cellular component: membrane. The transcript is spliced from 6 exons. The record is from RefSeq and is a predicted model, not a curated record. Gene Ontology annotation, molecular function: sulfate transmembrane transporter activity. Lineage: Eukaryota; Fungi; Ascomycota; Eurotiomycetes; Eurotiales; Aspergillaceae. The coding region runs from base 1 to 1665 and encodes 554 amino acids.
AUGACGGUCGAAGAAGCCAAGAAGACGACGGCUGAUGCCGACGAGCAUGAGUCCAAGGCUGUACCUAGAGUGUCUGCGGCGGAUGACAAUUCUUCGUCCUCGGGCUCGUUCGACGGUCACCGUGCGACCAGCAAGCCGAUUGACUGUGCGUUUGAUACUACUGAGGAUCCGCGCUACUAUAAGCCCAUCCCAGAGUAUGAAGGAUACCAUCGGUGGGAUCCCGAUUUCGAAUGGACCGAGGAAGAAGAGAAGGCCGUUGUGAGGAAGAUCGACUGGCGUGUCUGCACAUUCGCCUGUAUCACGUUCUUUGCGCUCCAGCUGGACCGAGGAAAUAUUGUCCAGGCCACGUCGGACAAUAUGCUGGAUGACCUGGGCAUGAACACCAACGACUAUAAUACCGGCCAGACCAUCUUCUACUUGACUUUCUUGUUUGCCGAGCUCCCAUCACAACUGCUGUCCAAGUGGUUUGGGCCCGACCGCUGGAUCCCCGUCCAGAUGGUGGCCUGGAGUUUGAUUGCGGCAUGUCAAGCAUUUGUUCAGAACCGGAGUGGCUUCUUCACGACCAGAGCUUUGCUAGGUCUGCUAGAGGGAGGCUUCAUCCCGGACACAAUUCUGUUCCUGUCGUUCUGGUAUAAAUCCAAAGAGCUGCCCAUCCGACUGAGCUACUUCUGGGUCUCGUACCAGGGCACCGCGAUCGUCGGUGCCUUCCUCGCCUUCGGCUUCCUGCACAUCCGCGGCGAAGAUGGAAAGGGCGGUUGGCGGUACUUGUUCGCAUAUGAGGGCCUGAUUACAGGCGUAAUCGGAAUCAUCGCCGCGUUCUGGAUGCCGCCGUCGCCAACGCAGACCGCCGGUAAGUUCCGCGGCAAGAACGGGUGGUUCAACGAGCACGAAGAGAAGAUCAUGGUCAACCGCGUGCUCCGCGACGACCCCAGCAAGGGCGGCAUGCACAACCGUCAGCCGGUGACUCCCAAGAUGCUGUGGCGUGCGCUGUGCGACUACGACAUGUGGGUUAUUUACAUUCUGGGGCUCACCUGGAUGAUCCCCAACACGCCCGCCACCUCGUAUAUCAGCCUCCAGCUCAAGUCGCUGAACUUCACCACCUUCCAGAGCAACCUGCUGAGUAUUCCCUCGUACGUGGUGUUUAUUUUGAACCUGUUGUUCUGGACGUGGAUUUCUGAGCGCUUCAAUGUGCGUUUGAUGCUGGGUGUCAUGGCCGAGGUCUGGGGACUGGUUCUUCUCAUUGCUUUGGAAGUGCUUCCGGCCGAUGCCAAUGCUUGGGCCCGUUGGGUGCUGCUUACUCUGUUGAUUGGUAUGCCAUAUGUUCAUGCCAUUGUGGUGGCCAUUACAUCUCGCAACGCGGGCUCGGUCCGUACCCGUACGGUUGCGACGGCCCUGUAUAACAUGACAGUGCAAGUGAGCAGCAUCAUUGCCAACAAUAUCUACCGAGACGACGACAAGCCUUUAUACCGCACCGGAAACAAGGUGCUUAUUGGUCUUUCCGUGUGGAGCGGGUUCAUGUUCAUCGUGGCCAAGGUGUACUAUAUUUGGCGAAACAAGAGGAACGCCGCAGUCUGGGACAACAUGUCCAGCGAGGAACGCGAGAGAUAUAUUGCCGAAAACAAAGACCUUGGAAACAAGAGACUCGAUUUCCGGUUUUUGCAUUAG